GCCGUUGAAGGUUGGCAGGGUCUGGGACCACAGCCCCGGGUGCCACAGCAGUGCCCUGGCAGUGUGGGCUCGGUCCCCAUCACUGAGGCAGAGAAGCGGCUUCUCCCCGGCUCACGAGGCAGCUGUCCCAUGCUCUGCUGAGCAGGGUGCCAUGCCUCUGCAAGUCCUCCUGCUUCUGAUUUUGCUGGGCUCUGACAGCAGCCUGCAGCUGCGGGAGACAUGGGAGAAUGGAACCAUUGAGGCCCCGGACCCCCUGCUUGUGCAGGGCCAGAAACAAGUGGAGGAGGACCCAGAACAGGACAUGUAUGACUAUAUUGGCACGGACCCUCCAGAGACGCUUUUUACAAAUAGACCUGGGCCUGUGUCCCUGACCUGGACAUUUCUAGCUGAGACGGCAACAUUGGGGCAGAAGGAUUCCGGAACUCCUGAACAAGCCACUCUGGUGAUAGCCAGAGGGGACUCCGUUGGCCUGGACGCAAGAGGGAUGGCCAUGGGGGAUCUGAGCAUGGAAGUGGCCACGCAGGGGGUUCCCGUCACGCUGGGCCCUCUGAGCAAAGAACAGGUCACUGCGUUACCUCCCAUCACAGAGGCUUCAUCCACAGAGGGGGCUCCAUCCACAGAGCUGGCCACCAUUGAGGCCCUGUCCACGGAGCCGGCAGCCACAGAGGCACUGACCACACAACCUGCGGCCACAGAGGCCCCGUCCACGGGGCCGGCAGCCACAGAGGCCCUGACCACACAACCUGCGGCCACAGAGGCCCCGUCCACGGGGCCGGCAGCCACAGAGGCCCUGACCACACAACCUGUGGCCACAGAGGCCCCGUCCACGGGGCCGGCAGCCACAGAGGCCCUGACCACACAACCUGCGGCCACAGAGGCCCCGUCCACGGGGCCGGCAGCCACAGAGGCCCUGACCACACAACCUGCGGCCACAGAGGCCCCGUCCACGGGACCAGAAGCCACGGAUGCCCUGUCCACAUCCACGGAGCCCACUGCCACAGAGGCCUUGUCCACAGAUCCCGCCACCACGAAGGUCCCAUCCACAGGUCCUGCGACCACAAGGAGCCUAACCAUGGCCCUGCUUGUGCCCUCUGAUCCUUACAACAGCACCACCGUGGCAGUAGGCAAUUCAUCUGAUGGCUUCAUCAAACAAUGGAAAAAUAAUCAGAAUCUUGCCCCCCAGAGCUCCGUGGCCCCCAGCCCCACAGAGGCUCUGGACCGCAUCCCUGUGAAGCAGUGCCUGCUGGCCAUCCUCGUCCUGGCCCUGGUGGCCACUAUCUUCCUCGUGUGCACAGUGGUGCUGGCUGUCCGCCUCUCUCGCAAGAAUCACAUGUACCCUGUGCGCAAUUAUUCCCCCACUGAGAUGGUCUGCAUCUCGUCCCUGCUGCCUGAGGGGGGCGAAGCGCCCUCGGCCACGGCCAACGGGGACCUGCCCAAUGCCAAGAGCCAGGGCCUAAAGGCGGGGCCGAGGGAGGGCCGAGAUGGGGAUGACCUCACCUUGCAGAGUUUCCUCCCUUAACCCCCACCCCUCACCUGCUCAUCCAUCUGAACAGGACCCUCGCCUCCCUGCUCCCUCCAAGGCCCGCUGGGCCACCACUGAGCACCCCGGCUCUGUUCCACGGGUCCGGGCUUCCUUGGGGCCCCUAGGGAUGGGGAUCUCUAGGACAGAGCCCCCAGGUGCCCCACAGGAAGGAGAGCAGCUGAACUCUUGCAGCCAAAGCAGGACUGUGGGCAAGCCACCGCAUCCUCCCUCCUGCCUCCGGGGGGGCCCGGGGAGAUCCCUCCACCUCCCUGUCUCCCACCUGUCUGGGCUCCCUCUGAGGCCUUCCACGGCUGGAGCCUCAUCCCCAAGCACCCGGUGAAGCCCCCGCCCUCACGCCCAUUUUCUUCUGGUUGCCAUGGUCACCACACAGGAAAGGGGGCAUUUUGGGGGCAGGAGUGCUGGAUUCUGAAGGCCAUUCCCUGCUCCUCUCCGACUUGGGGCAGCUUGGGUUUUCUUGGGCAUCUCCCCAGGGAGCCCAGGGUGAGAUCCUGGCCCAGGAGGGCUGGGGCGGGCUUGGAGAGCCCAGGGCCAUACCUUUCUUUGGGGCUGUGUGGGUCAUUGUUCACUGAAAUAUCCCACUCCCCAGCCUGCUGCCCGGGAUAGCGCAGGUGCUCAAUAAAUAUUCGAUGAACUAAUGGUGGCUGUUUCAGGGCGUCAAGGUGUCUCCUGCUGGGGCUUUGGUUCCUUGCUGUUCACCCCGGCCCCGGCCCGCUCCAGAAACCCCCCCAAACCCCCGGUCUGUGCCUUAAGUUUUCAGUAUUGUCUCUUGGACACUGGGGGCGUCUUGGUACAUCCUUGGGCAGCCGGGAAGGUUGUAGACCGUUGGGGGGAUGGGGAAACUGGUCCCCGAAUCCACUUUAUUCAACUCCCCCCCCCCAUGACCCAGUUCUGGCAUACAGAAUUUGGUUCCCGCCCCAACUCUCAGACAAACGCGUCCUCUCAACGUCAGUGCCAUCCUCCCCAGAAACUCACCCUGACCUCUCCCGGGGAGGGGGGGGUGGCCUGUCUCCCAUUUAACACCCACUCCUCACAGGGCUGAGCACAGCUGCGGCCUCCAAGGUUUUCGAACAAAAUUUGGGGCCAGCAAACUUUUUUCUUCAAUGGCCAGACCAAAAAUAUGUGACGUUUUGCAGACCGCGCGGUCCCCGUUGCAACUCGUCAGUUCCAUCCUUGGUCCUCGUAGAUUGUGUGUGGUCAUUGACGAUGUGUCACAAAUGAAUAGGGUUGGCUGCAUUCUAAUAAAACUUUAUUUACAAACAAA
Lynx canadensis (Canada lynx) is the source of this 2804-nucleotide messenger RNA. It is a transcript of the gene TMEM119, whose product is annotated as transmembrane protein 119. Gene Ontology annotation, cellular component: plasma membrane. Lineage: Eukaryota; Metazoa; Chordata; Mammalia; Carnivora; Felidae. Gene Ontology annotation, biological process: positive regulation of bone mineralization; ossification; positive regulation of osteoblast proliferation. The record is from RefSeq and is a predicted model, not a curated record. Bases 152 to 1519 code for a protein of 455 amino acids. The transcript has 2 exons.